CUGAUUGGCUACUAACUUAAGCUGUGAAAUGCUAACGUUAGCCUGGCUAUGAUGCUAAUUAUUGCUUUGGACUAGAUAAACCGGCUAAGAUCUAGUGUGUUCUAUCCGUCGUCUGAAGACACGGUACCCGAUCUGAAGAACGGCUCUGAAUAACAGUUCUUUAGUAAUAUCUUUUCAAAAUCCUUUUAAGCGAAAGUCGCAUUUCUUAGACGUCAAAACAUCCAACAGCUGAUCACCAGUCGUCAACCCUGCGCCACGAGUUGACAACACACACAGCACGAGUUUCACCUUGUUGGAAACGGAGUUGUGCACGAAUACAGACAGCCCUCGGCCUCAACAUCGACUUGAGAUGCCAAAAUACUGUUCUGUCCCAAACUGUAAGAAUGACUCCGGAAAUGGCAGCGACAAGAAGAGUUUUUACAAGUUUCCUCUACGGGACCCUGUCCGGCUGCAGCAGUGGCUGAGCAACAUGCGGCGGGGCAGCUGGACCCCCUCUCGGCACCAGUAUAUCUGCCACGAGCAUUUCGCACCGUCGUGCUUCAAGGUGCGAUGGGGGAUCCGUUACCUUGAGAGCGACGCUGUGCCAACGGUCUUCCCGGAGGUUGAGAAACGGAAAGCCGUGGAUCCCAGUGAGCCGGCGCCGAAGCGGCCCCGCGCACACCACAACCAAAGCGUGGCGCUGACACCGGCUGUGGACGCCGCGGAGAGAGAAGGUGAAACGCCGCAUGGCGUACACCUGUACGAGAUCACCGUUGACCCUUUGCCCCAGUGGGAAAGCAGCAGCAGCAGCAGCCGGUCGGCAGCGAGCGAGGCCGCCGAGUCGAACCGGCCUUUCCAGGCCGACCCGGAGUCCGGGACCGGGUUCAAGCCGGUGCAGAGUUUCCCUUUGACUCUGUUACAGACAGGACGCAACCUGACGAACGGCGGGGAGGUGGUCGUGAUGUCCGAACACCCCUUUGGUGAGGGGCCGGGUGAGCUUGCCGCCAUCUUGACUCUCUCGGAGGAGCCCUCGGAAGGAACCCAAGUCCUCGCCUACUUGGAGACCAUGCCGAGCGUUUUCCACAGUGAGCCCGCCGUCCGCCCCGACACGGUGCUGGCGUCCGCGCUGAGCUCCGAGCCCAUCACGUCCACGCUGCCCAUAGUGUCUAAGCACAUAACGGCCUCUGCCGCGUCCCUGGCCCUCGCAGAAGAAGGACCGGACACGGGAGAGGAGGACAACGACGUCACAUCGGAGGAGGAGGAGGAGGAGGAGGAGGAGGAAGAAGAGGAGGAAGAUGCUGGCGCAGAGCGGCCAGAUGGCCAGCUGGAGGAACACUGCUACCACAAAAGCAGCCUGACCAAAGAGCAGCUGGAGGCGAUCGUGGGCCAACUGCAGAAGAAGGUGAAGGUGCUGCAGCAGCGCCACCGCCGCCACCUGGAGAAGCUCCUGGGCCUGGAGAACACGGUGAGCCAGCUGAGGCAGAACAACCUGCUGAACGAGGAGCGCCUGCAGCUUCUGGAGAGGGCUUACAUUCAGACCGGCUCAGCGGGGUCGGGUGUCGGAGAGACCGUGACCAUCAUCUACGAGGACGACGACGACGCAGCGUACUUGUUCACGCCGCAGGUCGCCGCGGACCAGAAGCUGUGAUACAGAGAGUCUGUGACAGGCCCAACAAAUACGCUACUCGAUUAUUAUUAUUUUUGUCAUCUAACAAAUUUGAUGAAAUCUGGAAGCAUGUUGUCAAAUCUGCUGUGAGCUUUGCACAAAUAUGUAUGGGACAGCACCCCCCCCCCCCCUUUUGUCCAACCACCAUUUGUCAGAAAUGACGUUGUUCUGUUUGUGAUGAUAAACGUAUCAAAUUCAAAACAAUUUUCAUUGUUUGGAUUUUUAUUCUACAGUUCAUGCACCUUUAGCUUUUCAAACAUUACACAACCAUCUCCUCCAAGUUCAAGCACCUCUUUAUAGUGUGUCACUACAUGGGGAUUCAACAGUGUAUGUUUCUACAGAUUAAAGGAGCCAUUGUAUGCCCAUUUUACCACAAGUUGAUAUGGU
Pungitius pungitius (ninespine stickleback) is the source of this 2032-nucleotide messenger RNA. Its product is annotated as THAP domain-containing protein 5-like. The coding region runs from base 350 to 1627 and encodes 425 amino acids. The transcript is spliced from 5 exons. Lineage: Eukaryota; Metazoa; Chordata; Actinopteri; Perciformes; Gasterosteidae. The record is from RefSeq and is a predicted model, not a curated record.